UCCCUUCGAGCGGGAGCGGAGGACUUUGAUUUUUUGUUUUUUUUUAACCACGGAAGCAAAAAGUUAUGUGACUUUCUUCAAUAGCUGCUUUUUUUGUUUACUAGACAUGGCCCUACAGAUAGAAGCGGAGUUACCACCUGGCCUUGCAUGUCUAAAAAAUGUUGAUGCCCUGCUUAGGUGUCCCAUUUGCUUCGACUUCCUCAAUGUUACAAUGAUGACUAAAUGUUCUCACAACUUUUGCUCCUUGUGCAUCAGAAAAUUUCUUUGCUAUAAGCUGCUGUGUCCAGUGUGCAAUACACAAGCAACAGAACAAGAACUAAGAAACAACCGUUUACUGGAUGACCUGGUCGGGAGUUUUCAAGCUGCAAGGCAGCAGUUGUCAAAAGCAGUUUUUGACUCUCCUCCAAUAUCCCCAAAGACCCCAGCUUCAGCUGUCAAAUGCAAAACUCCCAGAGAGAGGGGCCAGAAUUGUAACAAAUCUGUUUUAAGUAACUUUUUCCAAAAGAGGCCUAAAACAUCUCCCACUGAAGAACCCCGGCGACAUAGUUCUGCUGAUCAGUGUGUCCAGCGGGGGAAAACACAAACUGCACGCACCUACGAUGCAGUUGAUGCUGACCUACAUUCAGCAACUGCUCACCCAGUGGUUGUGAAGGAAGAGCCGAGAGAUGUGGAGGAGACAUCUAUCCAGGGUUUGGUGUCAGUCAAACAGGAGGCUGGAGUCUCACACAGUAUCAGCACGGGGGAUGAGAUGGCGCAUUCCUCAUCACCAUCAAAAGACUUUAAGCCUGUGAUCAAAGUGGAAUGCCCUGUGUGUUCCGUCAGUGUGCCACAGCAGUUUAUCAACAAGCAUCUGGACACGUGUCUUACAAGUGGAGAGAAGAAGGAAAGCUUGAGAAGCUCUGUUGCCAAUGCAAGGCGUCCAAUGACGAAGCUGGUGUACAACCUGCUUUCCCUGCAGGAGCUGAAGAGGAGGCUGAAGGAGUGCCAUCUCUCAAUGCAGGGUUCUCGGGACCAGCUGAUCAAAAGACACAAGGACUUUUUCCACAUAUACAACGCCCAGUGUGAUUCCUUAAACCCCAGAUCAGCUGAAGAUAUUGCCAAAGAAGUGGAAGCCAAUGAGAAGAUCAGGAAUCAACUACAGGGACAAGUCAAACCGGUCAUGGUUUUCACAAAGAAUCAGUCCGAGACGGAGAUUGAUGAGAUGCAUUUAAAUUAUAGGAAGAAGCACAGCAGUGACUUUUCCCGCCUGAUUGCCCAGGUGCGGGGUCGCCUAGAGACUACCAGGCAGACUCAUAUUAAACAGGAAGUCAUUAUGAAAGGAGAGGAUGCUCACAAAACACACUCUGCAGAUCAAAUUGCAGAAUCAAAAAGCUGCUCAGUAAUAAAGGUAGAAGAUGGAGAAUCUGACGAGGAGCCAUCUGCAAGAAGAAUUGAAUUGUCAUCAAGCCCCACCUACAGUGACGUGUCCAUCAGCAGUUCAAUUUCAGACAUCUUUGGUCCAGAGCCUGUCAGAAACCCUGAAGACACUGAGAGAACCUCAGUCCAAAAGCGAACAUCCAGCAGUAGAGGAGGUGACGCAGCUUCGUCGCCCGUCAGUGGAAAACGGCGGCGUAAAACCUAGGAAGACAUGAUGGAAAUCACACCAAUUUAUGUUUGACUGACUUCAAGCAUAUGAAGAAGUGAAGUGAUGCACUUUUAUCUCAAGCAUUUCAUGGAGUUUUCUGAAGUUUCUCUGUUUACAUCAUGUAUUAUAGUAUUAUUAAUAAAUGUUUAGUAUUUUAAUAUA
Molecule: messenger RNA, 1786 nt
Organism: Centropristis striata (black sea bass)
Lineage: Eukaryota; Metazoa; Chordata; Actinopteri; Perciformes; Serranidae
Gene: rad18
Product: RAD18 E3 ubiquitin protein ligase
Exons: 13
Coding region: 107-1621 (504 amino acids)
Biological process (GO): protein monoubiquitination; DNA damage tolerance
Cellular component (GO): nucleus; Rad6-Rad18 complex
Molecular function (GO): ubiquitin protein ligase activity; single-stranded DNA binding
Source: RefSeq, a predicted model, not a curated record